Messenger RNA from Truncatella angustata, 1941 nucleotides. RefSeq lists its product as uncharacterized. The coding region runs from base 1 to 1941 and encodes 646 amino acids. The transcript has 5 exons. Gene Ontology annotation, biological process: regulation of DNA-templated transcription; DNA-templated transcription. NCBI's taxonomy places the organism in Eukaryota, Fungi, Ascomycota, Sordariomycetes, Amphisphaeriales, Sporocadaceae. Gene Ontology annotation, molecular function: DNA binding; DNA-binding transcription factor activity, RNA polymerase II-specific; zinc ion binding. The record is from RefSeq and is a predicted model, not a curated record.
AUGGAAUCAACCGCCAAACCAAGAAAGAGAGCUUGCGACUCUUGUUAUAAACGCAAGAUCCAAUGCGACGGCGAAUCUCCACAAUGCAAUUGGUGCAAACACCACGAUCUUGAAUGCACAUUCGACCGACCAAAACGAGCGGCCAACAAAGUUACCAAAACUCGGAAAGAAGCCAAGGAUAAGGGCCUAUCUCAGCGAAUCGAAAGGCUGGAACAGAUUCUAGCUGAGAAGAGGAAACACGAUUCCAGCGUCUCCAGUUCCUCCGCCGAUGGCGGGUCAGGGGUCACUGAUGCGGCGUCGCCUAGAUCCCUGGGCUCUUCUCCGGCCCGCUUACUUGAUCAGCCGCCCGGUGCCGAUGUUGUAGGAUCUUACGGCAAACUUCAUUUUGCUGGGUAUCAAUUGGGCGAGAUCAGCUCUUACCAUGGUUUGCCAUUGUUCUCCCCCAACGGUCAAAAGUGGAUCGAAUCUCGGACUGGGCAAGUCGGUGUCUUUCCCAAUUUGGGUCUGCCCCUCUGGCAUAAUCCGCAACUUGGCCACGACGCUCUUCUUGUCCCUGCCUCGAACUUUGAUUUACCAGACCGGCAAGUCACAGAGGAAUAUUUUUCGCUCUUCUGUAAUAGUCCUAUUCGCCUCGUCUUCCCCAUUGUCGAGCCGGAGCUCUUCCUGAGAACCAUUAACACCGCUUAUCAACCUCCGCCCAAGAUCCUAUCCAGCGAACAUGCAACAGCGAAAGCUUGCGUCUUCUCGUUCGUUUGUGUCGUCAAUCUUUUUGAGCCACUGCCUGGUGUGCCGCUCCUUGAUAUCGACGCUUGCGCCUUGAAAGCACAAUAUUUACUUCCCCAGGUACUGAUUGACGCAAGUAUCGAAGUCCUCCAAGUUGCUUUGAUGCAGUGUAUAUAUCAUCUGUUUUCCGGCAAGUUUCAAUCGGCCUCGAUGUUUCAUACAAUGGCUUGUCGGAUACUCUUCAUGCUGGGCACCCACACCCAUGGGACUGAUCCCCUCGCCGCAAAACCGGAAGGGGAGACUGACGAAUCAUGGCGUUUAGAGUGUCACUUGCGCAAAUAUUUCUGGAUGCUAUAUUCAUUCGACAAGGACAUAGCGCUUCGGUCUGGCCAACCGCCCGUCAUCCCGGACGACCAUUGCGAUCUUACACUACCGAAAGGAUAUUCAAAAGAUGCACGCGGAUGGUAUAUUGAUACAGCUGGCAAUCCGUAUCUGCCAGGCGACUUGAAACUUGCGAUGAUCAAGUCGAAAGCCGUACAGCGUUUGCAUUCCAUAAAUGCACUCCGGAAGUCUGACGCUGAGCUACUUCGCGAUGUUCGUGAGCUUGACGACGAGUUGGAAGAAUGGCGUCUUUCCCUAGACCCAAGCAUUCGCCCGAAGUUAUCGUAUCGCGCCGAAGAAGGUAAGGUGGACCGCAACACAAGCAUUUCUCAAAAGAUGCACUACAUUAUCACCAAUUUUGAGUAUCACUAUCUCAUGGCCACAAUCCAUCAGACAACAAGUCGUUGUCGCUCCUGGUACAACCGUAAGAGUGGUGAGAUAGAGGGUGUGAGCUCUAGUCUCGCUCUAUCAGUAGAGGCAAGUCGCUCAACCUUGGUAUUUUUAGGCACAGCUGUGCGAGAAUUGGCAUGUGAGUCUUUCUGGUUGAUGAUAUUCUAUCCCAUCAAUGCCGUAUUGACAGUGUUCUGUAACAUAUUGCUGAACCCACUGGACACACGCGCAGAGGCCGACCUCAAGCUUCUUGGAACUGCUCCGGAACUCAUCAAAACUAUGAAUUUUCGGCGACAUACUAUUGGUGAAGUCAUACACAUAAAGAUGAUUGAAGAUUUUGUGGCAGAGUUAGUUAGGCUUGGGUCGUGCGCCAUACAGAAAGCUCGACAAACCCAGCAUUUCGAAGCACAGAACCCUGAAGAAUUAUGCCUAGGGGGUAUACUUUAA